Contarinia nasturtii (swede midge) is the source of this 2061-nucleotide messenger RNA. Its product is annotated as serine protease persephone-like. Gene Ontology annotation, biological process: proteolysis. The transcript has 6 exons. Gene Ontology annotation, molecular function: serine-type endopeptidase activity. The record is from RefSeq and is a predicted model, not a curated record. NCBI's taxonomy places the organism in Eukaryota, Metazoa, Arthropoda, Insecta, Diptera, Cecidomyiidae. Bases 396 to 1604 code for a protein of 402 amino acids.
UUCGCUACAUCGAACUAUAUAAACGUGAACUGAAGCCAAAUCCGCAUCAAAUUCAAAAGUGAACCGGUGUUGUGCGCAAACACACGUUUGUUAAUCAAGCGACUGGAAAAACCAUACGCACGUUUAAUUUCUAAUUAGAAAGUCUUGUCGAUCGUUGUUAUUGCUCAAUCAAUGCGUUGGAUUUAAAGCUGAAAGAAGCAUACAGAAGUUAAACAGAAUAACGUUUAUACUUUAUUUGGUCUUAUCAAACACGACUACUUCAACGACCAUAACGAUACUAAGGAGAUGUGGCUACUCUUAUAAUUCUGGCAAUUGGUGAUCAUUCGUGAAUUAUUGCUCUUAAAGUGCAGUGCGCAAAAAUCAAAAGUUAAACCAAAAUUUGUGACGAAUAAAAAAUGAUAAACAUGUUUAAAAAAUUAUCACAUACAUUCACGGCGACAGUGUUUUUAUUGGCAUUUGUCGAAUUCACCGUUCAAACAGAUCUCUUCGAGGGACAUCCAUGUGAAGUACACACCGGCGAAAUGGGCGUUUGUAAAAGUGCCGAAAAUUGUAAAUGGCUCAUCAAUAACUUAUAUUCAGGGAAAAUGAACUAUAGGGACAUUCGUCGUUGUUCAUUUAUGGAUAAUGUUGAAAUUGUUUGUUGUGCCGAUGAGCUCAAGCCAACAACGGAAAAGUCGAAAUCUCCGUGCGACAUGGGGUUUAUUUUCGAUAGUUUCAACUGUGAUUCAACUACAUCACCGAGUCCACCAAUUGCUCCAGACUUACCAAAUAAAUUCAGUGGUACAAAGUCGGCAGCGGCUUGUCAGCGAUAUGCAGCUGAUGCAACACCAUACAGUAAUUGGAAUAUUAUCAAUGGUUUACCUGUUGGACAAGGUGAAUACCCGCACAUGGUAGCUUUGGGAUAUCCGAUCAAGGACUCAAAUGAUUUUGACUUUGAUUGUGGUGGCAGUAUCAUUGGUGAUCAUUGGGUCGUUACCGCCGCGCAUUGCAUUAAGGAGAGAAGAAAACCGACAAUUAUUCGAAUGGGAAAACUCACCUUGCACACUUUUGACGACUAUCUCGACCCGAUCGAUAGAACAAUCAAGCAAAUCAUUCGGCAUCCAGAUUAUUCUUCAAUUCGCAAAAAGAACGACAUUGCAUUAAUUGAAUUUGAGGAGUCGAUUGAGUUUAACGAUCGCGCAAGACCUGCAUGCAUAAGAACCGAUACCGCAGAUGUGCCAGAGAACAGAGAACUGAUCAUCACCGGUUGGGGUUCUAUUGAACCAGAUCGAACGAAUCGAUCGGAAAUUCUGUUGAAAGCAAAUGUCACAACCAUUCCCUUGAAUCAAUGCAAUCAAACACUUGUUAAAUACAAUCGAUUCGGGAACCAGCCAGCUCUACGUGCAUUGAGCUCUUCACAAAUGUGUGCAAUAAAUACGAUAGAUAAUCGAGACGCGUGUCAGGGUGACAGUGGUGGACCAAUAUUUUUAAACGACGCAAAAACCGGAUUAUCAACUAUCGUAGGAAUCGUUUCGUUUGGCGUUAGUUGUGGAACCAAUUUACCGGCAAUUUACACAAGAAUCGCCUCAUACACCGAUUGGAUAGAAAAAAUAGUAUGGCCAUAAUAUGGUCCGAAAUGAAAACGUUUCAACUUAUGUGUGAUAUUGAAUUCAAAUUGACGAUUCAUUAGUUCUUAUUAGAUUAAAAUUUGUAUUUAUCGAUUGUCUUGAUAGAAUUUUACAUGAAUUUUCUAAGCGACACUCUUUGUUUUUCGCACACUCCUAUGUUUGAAGUAAUUUAUUUAUGAAAUAAGUCACAAAAAGAAACGGAAUGCAAAAAACAUGUAACAAAAAAUCCGAAGAAAAAAGUGAAACAAAAAAAAAAUUCUCAAACGAUGAGAAUGCACGUUCGUUAUAAUUUUAUACUACGUAUUAGUUUAUAAAUUAAUAAAAAUCGCAAUAGAUCAAGCAAAACCGUUGUCGUUUAUUGAGUCACAUGUAAAGAUUGAAAAUAGUUCGGCUUUGCGCUUUGAAUUUUAUUAUUUGAAUUAAAUCGACAUAAUAAACCCGAAGAUAACACCAA